ACUUGCGCAGUUUUAUUGAUUGUGCUCGUGCUCCAGGCAAAUGCAGACUCCGAAAGAUCUCCCGUCCAUUUCCUCCAAAAUAAACAAAACAAAAUGUGUUAAAUGAUGUGGUGGUGGCUGAAUUUCGGACUGUUUUUGUCGGUUUUGGUUGGUUUUAGUCACACGAAUCCAGACGCCAAACGGCUCUACGAUGACCUUUUGAGUAAUUAUAAUAGGUUGAUAAGGCCGGUUAGCAAUAACACUGAUACGGUCCUGGUCAAGUUGGGCCUAAGACUAUCGCAACUGAUCGAAUUGAACUUGAAGGAUCAAAUUUUGACCACGAACGUUUGGCUCGAACAUGUAACACGUUCAAAUUUAUUUUUUUGGCAAUUUUUUGAAAAUAUUUUUCAGGAGUGGCAAGAUCAUAAAUUCGUGUGGGACCCCGAUGAGUAUGGCGGUGUCACCGAACUGUAUGUUCCUUCGGAACAUAUCUGGUUGCCUGAUAUUGUGCUCUACAACAACGCUGAUGGGGAAUAUGUGGUCACGACAAUGACCAAAGCUGUGCUGAGACACACAGGGAAGGUUUUAUGGACGCCACCUGCGAUUUUUAAGUCGUCGUGUGAGAUUGAUGUGCGGUAUUUCCCCUUUGACCAACAGACGUGUUUUAUGAAGUUUGGGUCGUGGACCUACGAUGGCAAUCAGAUCGACCUCAAGCACAUCAACCAAAAGGUGGGCGAAGACAAAGUGGAAGUGGGCAUCGACUUGCGUGAGUACUACCCCAGUGUCGAGUGGGACAUUUUGGGGGUCCCUGCCGAACGUCACGAAAAAUACUACCCCUGUUGCGCCGAACCAUACCCAGACAUCUUCUUCAACAUAACACUCCGUCGAAAAACCCUCUUCUACACCGUCAACCUCAUCGUACCAUGUGUCGGAAUCUCUUACUUAUCAGUCCUAGUAUUUUACCUCCCGGCCGAUUCCGGCGAAAAAAUCGCCCUUUGUAUCAACAUCCUCCUCUCCCAAACCAUGUUUUUCCUCCUCAUCUCCGAAAUCAUCCCUUCCACGUCCCUCGCCCUCCCUUUACUCGGAAAAUACAUCCUUUUUACCAUGGUUUUGGUCGCCUUCUCGGUCGUCAUCACCAUCAUCAUCCUAAACGUGCAUUACCGCAAACCCAGCACCCACAAAAUGGCUCCGUGGGUGCGCAGUUUUUUCAUCAAAAGUGUCCCAAAACUGUUACUCAUGCGCGUCCCGAAAGACCUUCUAACUGAACUAGCUGCCAAUAAAAUUCCUUCCUGUCGAAUGGCCCUCAAGAAACGAGAGUUGGAGUCGAUGCCUUCUGCCGGCUCGUCCUCAUCGAGCUCCUCCAGCUCGUCCAGAAACCGGGCCAGUGGAUGCAACGGCCUGCACUCGACCUCGACCACCAACCGGCUCCGGGGAUUCACCGGAGCUUUGGGCAGUCGCUUGGGGUAUAACGGACUGCCGUCGGUUUUCUCCGGACUGGAUGAGAGCGACUCCGGGACCCGGAAAAAGUAUCCGUUUGAGUUGGAGAAGGCGAUACAUAAUGUAAUGUUUAUCCAACACCAUAUUCAGAGGCAGGACCAGUUCAAUGCGGAGGACCAGGAUUGGGGCUUUGUGGCCAUGGUCCUCGACCGCCUCUUCCUCUGGAUCUUCAUCAUCGCCUCGAUCGCCGGCACGUUCGCCAUUUUGUGCGAAGCGCCGGCAUUAUACGACGACACGAAACCCAUCGAUAUGGAACUAUCGUCAGUAGCCCAACAACAAUUUCUACCUGAAUUAGAUUUCUAACGCAAUAAUAAGUUCGAAUAUCACCGUCAAUAUGUAUCGUUAGUUAUUAUUGUAUUAAACUAUAAUACGAAAUUA
This is a messenger RNA of Tribolium castaneum (red flour beetle), 1854 nucleotides long. RefSeq names its product nicotinic Acetylcholine Receptor alpha2 (gene nAChRalpha2). Gene Ontology annotation, molecular function: transmembrane signaling receptor activity; acetylcholine-gated monoatomic cation-selective channel activity. Lineage: Eukaryota; Metazoa; Arthropoda; Insecta; Coleoptera; Tenebrionidae. Gene Ontology annotation, cellular component: postsynaptic membrane; plasma membrane; synapse. The record is from RefSeq and is a predicted model, not a curated record. Gene Ontology annotation, biological process: signal transduction; chemical synaptic transmission; regulation of membrane potential. Bases 103 to 1779 code for a protein of 558 amino acids. The transcript has 6 exons.